UUUGACCCUUUCCUUGCUUUCGCUUCUUCUCUCGCCCCCCCUUUCCGCUCUCACAUCUACUCUUCUGCACAAUCAAUUUCCCCCUCAGUCCGCACCCAAACCCCUGGACCGCCCCACGGGCUCCGCCGUCGCCUCGCCGCGAGCGAUCGCAUUGGCGGCGCCCGCGACUCCAGGGUCGAUGGCGGAGGGCUCUUCCAGGGGUUACCCAUCCGGCUCCGGGGACGGGUGGAGAUUGGUGCUCCACGACCCCGACGUCGUCGAGGUGUCGGCGGAGACUGCCGUUGAAUGGAGCUCUUCCCGUUCCCGUCGCAAGAAGCUGAAGCUGCCCCAGGUUAUUCCUUCUGACAUAAUUGAACUUGAUGAUGAUGAUCCUGAUGGAGUUAUGAUAAUUGGUGAGAAGAUAUCAAAUCAGAAGAAUGAGCAAGAAGUUGUUCAUAUGGAUUGGCCAGAGCAUACAACGGAACUACAGAGCGGUAUGUCUACAAAUUUGGCUGGCCCAAGUGUUAUUCCUGUCAUAGAUGCGUUCCCAUGGCAGGGAGGUCAUCACAACAAUGUUGCUGGUCCAAGUGUUAUUCCUGCCACAAAUUUUUAUCCUUGGGAUGGCCUAGGAGCGUAUCAUGGAGGUGCACUGUUACCCCCAAUUUAUUCACCCCCAAUUUAUUCUAAUGAGUUUGUUGGGGCACCUGGAGAGGACCACAGUAAUAAAUACUAUAAUUAUAGCACUUCACUGAUGGAAAGUGGUAGCAGCUUUAACUCUGGUGCGAAUAAUUACAUGGAUCUUCCACUUCCACCUGGUGCGGGAGCAGUUUUACCAUGGGGGUACAUGCCUUCAACUGAGAUGCCACAUCAGCCCAGUCAAACUAAGGUUGUCAAUACUGAAAUUGAUGAAAAGUAUAAGACAUUUAAACAGUUUGAUACUGUUAGUGACUACAGUGACAAUUUCUACGCAUUGACAGGCCAAAGGAAUGUUCAUGCUGUUAAGAAGCCAUCAAAGGCCUGGGUGAAGCGGAUUCAACAUGAGUGGAAAGUCUUAGAGAAGGAUUUGCCAGAGACAAUAUAUGUACGAGUUUAUGAGGAUAGAAUGGACUUGCUUAGAGCUGUCAUCGUUGGACCAGCAGGCACUCCAUAUCAUGAUGGGCUUUUCUUCUUUGAUGUCUAUUUCCCUUCUCGAUAUCCAAGUAAACCUCCGCUAGUGAAUUACCGAUCUGGGGGAUUGCGGCUUAACCCAAAUCUCUAUGAGUGUGGUAAAGUCUGCCUUAGCCUCUUAAACACCUGGUCUGGUACUGGAUGCGAGAUGUGGAACCCAUCUAAUUCAACCAUGUUGCAAGUCCUGGUCUCUAUUCAGGCCUUAGUGUUGAAUUCCAAACCUUAUUUCAAUGAACCUGGGUAUGCAAUGCAUGCUAACACUUCUCAAGGCGAGAAGCAAUCAAUGGCGUACAAUGAAGAAACGUUUCUGCUGUCCUGCAGAACAAUGCAGUACUCUCUUCGGAAUCCACCAAAGCAUUUUGAGGACUUCAUUAUUGGCCAUUUCCGCAAUUAUGGGCGCAAAAUCCUGAAAGGAUGCAAGUCAUACAUGGCUGGUGCCCAAGUUGGUUGCCUUGUCGGAGACGGCGUGCAGGAUGUUGACGAGGGUGACAAAAGUUGCUCCAACAACUUCAAGGCCUCACUUAAGCCAUUAUUCGAGGACCUACUGAAGGAAUUCACCAAUAUAGGAGUCAACUGUGAUGAAUUCCGGAAUCCUGGAGGUACUAACAUUGAAGCAGACACCAUACUGAAGUUAUACCACAGCGCACUCGACUCGACACAACCAGAAGACCCUCAGAAAUUGUUAAGUUCGGGUGAUAGCAGCAUCCGUGAUCCCUCAGUAAACCUGCUGCCUCUACUUGCCGGAAUGGCGCGGCCUCAGAGGCACGAUGACUCCGCUCACCACUUCCUUCUCCUCCUCGGCCUCCUCCUGCUGCUUCCCUCCGCCAACGCCGCGUCGUUCUCCACGCUCUGCGGAUCCACUCCCCCGCGCGACCUGCAGCACUCCCACGGCGCACACCGCGCUAUCCCUUCUUCCAUCACCGCCGGCCACUUCUCCGGCGGCCGCGAUCUCCACUUCGCCCGCGACCGUCCCUACACCCGCGCUCUGUCCUUCCACCCGCGCGGCAGCUCGGCCAGGGCCACCUCCGACCCCGCCGUUAAACAUCUCUCUGCCACGCUCACCCUCGAGGGCACCCGCGCCCGCUUCGGCCGGCGCGACCGCGACAGUGGCCGCCCCCACUCCGUGUCUUUCGACCUCGACGGCUACUACUACAACUACACCACCGCCGCUUCCACCGCGGAGGCGGAGCUCUGCAUGGUCGGCUCCGGCUCUUACGCCAGGGAAGAUGGCUUCGGUGUCGUCCUCCUCCCUGACGUCGUGCUCCGCCUCCACCUGCCCCAGCCGUCCAACCUCUCCCGGCCCUUCGUCACCGGCAGCGUCGAGGGCGCCGGCUUCGAUCCCAUCGCCCUCCUCGCCUAUGCCGAGGAUGCCUACGCGUACGGAAAGGCCGGCUCCUGCCCGCCGCCGCCCGUCCCAGUGCGUGCCGGUGCCGCGCGACCGGCGCUCCGCUCGGGGCACUACUCGUGCCACCACCUCAGGGCGCUGCUCCGAAGCUCCUACAGCCUGGAGUACAGGCCCAAUGAGCACGACCACGACGGUGGUGCUAGCAGCAGCAGCUUCCCGCUGCGGCUGCGGCACGGGAUUAUGUACGUGAACCAGAUGCGCUGUGGCUUCGACGGCGCCGUGCGCGCGUACAUGGUGUUCUACGCCAAUCAGUCGGUAGCCUCGCCAUCCAGCAACUACACGGCAGUGGGGAGGCGUACCUUCGUGAUCGGAGACGAGGCGCUCGUCGCCGACGGGUUCUGGGAUCCGUCGCGGAGCCAGCUCUGCCUGCGGGCGUGCCGGGUGGCGAGUUCCGGCAGCAAGUCCCCCGCGGACCUACAAGUCCGCGAGUGCGGGAUCGGGGUCAGAUUCUGGCUCCCGGCCGUGUGGUCCAUCCGGGACCGGAGCAUCGCGGCUGGGAUGAUCUGGAACGCGACCGGGAACAGCGACGCCGGCAACACGGCAGGCGUGAUCUCGGUGUCAACAACCGGGAGCUACAUGGGGAGCCUCUCCGGCGUCAGCUACAACUACACCCGGGUGGAGGAGGCCAAGAAGCACUACGACUCCAUCCCGGCGUUGAGCAAGGAGCGCAAGGGCAGGUUCCCGGGUAACUACUCGUAUCGGGACUUCACGUUCCCGUUCUUGCUGGUGAAACAGGGACUGCCCGGGUAUGCCUGGCCGGUCACCAUUGGAUCCGCCAUGGUUGAAGGGGACGAGAUGAUGGCUGACACGGCCUUCUCUCAGCAUGUAGCAGCAGAGGCGAACAAGCAGAGGCUGCUGAAUGUCAGCUACAGUUUGGAAUACCAGGUUGCCUCGGGGAAUUUAUCUGCGAAUGUCUCGCCGCUGAAGAUGUCCCCUCAGUUGCAACGCGUCUCCGCGGAGGGUGUCUAUGACAUCACGACAGGCUCCCUGUGCCUGGUGGCCUGCCGCCAAGUGACCAACGGUUCGUCCGACUGCGACGUCCUGGUGACCUUCCAGUUCGCGCCGGUGAGCCCCGUGGAGGGAGAGCGUGGCGUUGGGACGAUCAAGAGCCUGAGAAAGCAGAGUGAUCCUCUGUUCUUCGAAGCAAUGGACUUCGUCUCGUACGGGAUGACCGUGCGGCAAAUAGAGGAGUCCAGCUCCAGGAUGGACAUGGAGAGCAUCAUGCUGGUGGUCUCCAUGACGCUGUCCUGCGUCUUCACCGCCCUGCAGCUGCGUCAUGCGAACAAGCAACCCGAGGCACUCCCGGCCAUGUCGGUCACCAUGCUCGUCGUCCUGGCCCUUGGCUACGUGACCCCCCUCGUGCUCGACCUCGAGGACAUGUACACGGACACCCGGAGGCGGCGGUACAUCCUCCAGCUGACGAGCGCCGGGUCGCUGGAUCUGAACGAGUUCAUGCUCAGGGCCAGCACCAUGCUGGCCCUGGUUCUGCAGCUGCGCCUCCUCCAGCUUGCCCUGUCGUCGCGGAGGUCCACGGAUCAAGUCGGGAGCAAGCAGGAGGUCUCGUCGUCGUCGUCGUCCGACGCCGAGAGGAGCACGCUCUGGAUAUGUCUGCCGCUGUACGUCCUCGGUGCGGUCGUGGUCUGGAUCGUGCACAUGAGCGAUGGUCACCACCACGGCCCACGAGCGAGUUCGUUCUCUGCUUUUUCUACCCCGUCGGGACCGGCGUUGGUGGACGACCUCGCGGCCUACGCGGGGCUGAUCCUGGACGGGUUCCUGCUGCCCCAGGUCGUCUCCAACGCGCUCUCGGGCUCCAGGGUGACGGCCCUCUCGCCGUGGUUCUACGCCGGCGGCACCGUGAUCCGCGCGGCGCCGCACGUCUACGACGUGUUCAGGAAGCACAACUACGUGCUGCCGGGCUGGAACUGGAAGCCGACGGCGUACGUGUACGCGAGCCCUCGCGACGACCUCUUCGGCGUCGCGUGGGACGUCGCCAUACCAUGCGGGGCUACGUUGCUCGCCGCGCUUCUGUUCCUGCAGCAGCGGCUUGGGGGCGCGUUCUUGUGCUGUUCGAAGAGCAGACGGUCGGGCUCGGGCGAGUACGAGAUGGUCUCCACGACCACGAUUAGCUCCUAGUAACCGUGAGUCUUAAGAAGGCAAAUUGUGCAACUGUCGUGCCAUUUGUUUUUUUUUUUUGGAAGCAGUUAUUAGUCUGCGAUUACCCAUACUAGUAUGAUGGUACAAGUACAGCAUACUGGAUCGUGACGGGAGUUGUUCAAGUUGAUAGAUAGUACUAUCUCCAUCUAAAAAGAAUGCAACUACUGCCAUAAAAAGUGGUUCAUAUUUGAUAAA
This is a messenger RNA of Sorghum bicolor (sorghum), 4900 nucleotides long. RefSeq lists its product as uncharacterized. The transcript has 10 exons. The record is from RefSeq and is a predicted model, not a curated record. The coding region runs from base 179 to 4684 and encodes 1501 amino acids. Gene Ontology annotation, cellular component: intracellular membrane-bounded organelle. NCBI's taxonomy places the organism in Eukaryota, Viridiplantae, Streptophyta, Magnoliopsida, Poales, Poaceae.